Oryzias melastigma (Indian medaka) is the source of this 2506-nucleotide messenger RNA. Its product is annotated as inhibin alpha chain. The coding region runs from base 1156 to 2259 and encodes 367 amino acids. Gene Ontology annotation, cellular component: extracellular region. Gene Ontology annotation, molecular function: cytokine activity; growth factor activity. NCBI's taxonomy places the organism in Eukaryota, Metazoa, Chordata, Actinopteri, Beloniformes, Adrianichthyidae. Gene Ontology annotation, biological process: SMAD protein signal transduction. The record is from RefSeq and is a predicted model, not a curated record. The transcript has 2 exons.
CUCUUUAAAAAAUUAAUAGUCAGUGAAUGCAAUGGAAUUCUAACUGUUGUCGCCACAAUAUUUGACAUAUUACAAUUGAUGUGAUUGGUCUGUGGUGCUUCUGGUGGGCGGGGCAAAGCCUCAUUUUGAAUUUUGUAAAUACUUUUGCUGUUGGCUUCCAUCAUAUUUCAUGUUUUAUUUUUAAAAAAUGCUUGAUAAAAAAGCUUGUUUUGUGAAAGUGGUCACACAUCUUAUCUAAAAUAAGCCCUGUUAUUAGAUGAGUUUUAUUAAAUAUUUUUAUAGCUAAGCUUAUUAAAGUAUUGAGAUAUAAAAGGCAAGGUAGGAGAGCGCCUAAAAACAACCUUGUGAAGGCGUGCCCUCUACAGUAACAAGAGGAUGAUGGAAUUUUGAAGGAAGAUGGCUCACUUUGUCUCAUUUACACAUGAUCUUAAUUCACUCUAUAUUACUAUAUUGUUGCUACAUUGAUAGGCCUGCAUUUGUCAUAUUUUUUUAACCUUUAAUGAAUUAAAAUGUAAUUUUAUAUAAUAUUGCUCUUAAAAAUGAUUUGAUUUUAUCAUUUUUCUGACCAGUGGGCCCAAAAACUAUGAGACAGCUGAUGUUAAAACAGGUCUAGAGUUCAAACAACAAAUCAAUACAACACAAAAACACUGAAAACUAAUAAUGUUAUUGGUGGAAAUACAAUCAAAUGUUAAACAUUGUUUUUUUUUUUAGUUUCCCAACAAAUUAACCAACUGAUGUGACAAUAAUCUAAAAAGAAAAUAACCAUAAAUACAUUUUUGACACUAUGAGAUAUUCAAAGCCAGCCAGAAAAACUAGUUUUUGUUACAUAUUUUGGGAAAAAAAAAAACACAAAAAAACACAAAAGCUCUAUAACGAGUGUACCAAAUUGAAAGUAGGAUACAGACAAAAUAAAAAGUUGCCACAAUCUAAUUUGUGCAUUGGCAAAAAAUGUUACUUUUUACUAGCUGAUGUGAGUAAAAACAUUUCUGGUGAGAAAAAAAAUGUCAAUCUGUGUGAAAUUUCCACAAAGCUGGAAAUGCAACAUCCCAUCAGUCAAGGCCAUUCUUUGUUAUCUUUAUUGUGAACCUAUAACAAAAUGCUUUUGCUCACAGGCUACACUCAAACUCAGAUAGCUGCCGCUCAGUCUAAACAUAUAUGAGAGUAGAAAAGCGUUGCAGAGGAAAGUCUGGUCUUUUUUCCAUCAUUGCAUUCGGGAUUGACUGUUUCCCCGUUAUGGCGUUGUGCGUCGUCGUCAUUCUGGGUCCUCUUUGGAUCCACGGUCUGGUUCGAGCGGGCAACGGAGAGGAAUUACCCAAAGAGGUAGUCGUGUCCUGGUUCAGGGAGCGGGUUCUGGAGAGUCUGGGGCUGGAGAAACCUCCUCAGAAUCAAACACGAGGUGGAAGUGGGGCAAACUUGGAGACCUGGGAGACGCUCAUGAGGGUUCCCAGGUCAAAGCAAAGAGCAGUGGAUCCAAAUCAGAACGGAGAAGAGCGAGCAACAUCGGAAAUGAUUUUGUUUCCGAGUUCAGACUCCUGCUCCACAGGAGAAACCGCCACUCGGCUCUCUUUUCACUUCCAGCCCUCGUCGACGAUCCUGAAGGGUGUGGUCACCUCUGCCCACUUUUGGUUCUUCACGGACCAAAAAGGAACCUCCACCAACUCAUCUGCAAUGCUUUUCCUUCUCACGCCAGCUCAGCAGCUCCGUCAGGCUGCGGCAGCACCUUCCAGGUCCACCACAGACGGAUGGACCACCUACUUCCUGGAUCAAGAGAGGCUGGUUUCCGUGUCUGAGGGUCCGUUUUGGCUUCAAGUUGUCUGCACAAGCUGCCAGUGUCACACACGUGAGCCAGAAAACUCGCCCUUCCUGCAUGUCCACGUUGAGCGUAGACGUCGUGUGCGCUCGCCCCGUCAAGCUGCGUUCACCAUCCCCUGGUCUCCGGCCGCCAUCUACCGCCUUCAGAGGCCGUCUCAGGAGAGGCCGGCGGACAGCGACUGCCGGCGAGAAGGCGUGGAGAUCAGCUUCGAGGAGCUGGGCUGGGACAACUGGAUCGUCCACCCCAAGACGAUGACCUUCUACUACUGUCACGGGAACUGCUCGGCCGCGGACCGGACCAUCGCCAUGCUGGGGAUGUCGCAGUGUUGCGCUCCUGUCCCCGGAACCAUGAGGUCCCUAAAGGUCACCACCACCUCGGACGGCGGGUACUCCUUCAAGUUGGAGACCCUGCCCAACAUUAUACCUGAGGACUGCGCUUGCGUUUGAACACACAGCGGUCACUUAAAUUCCUACGCCAAUGCUAUGAUCCGGAAAGUCUCACUACGACCAUCUUUAGAUCUAUAUCUAUCUACCUAGAGCAUGUGUCAAAGUCAAGGCCCGGGGGCCGGAUUCGGCCCUCCAGACCAUUUUAUUUUGCUAUUUUUGGCCUAAUGUUAUGUUGCGCCCUUUCUAACUUGUAUAAUUUUGACAAAAUAUAUUUUUGAGAAAAAUAUUAAAGUUAUUUAAAGUUUGA